GGCCAGUGUAAGGUAUAUCAGAUAAGAAUUACCACUCUGCGUGAACAACAUGGAAGCGAUGUGGAAGAACGAGAUCCUAGAACUGAAUAAUUUACUUUAGCCUAUCGGUUGAAAUGUCCAUGAGCUCAAUUCUCCUUUUAAAGGUGUCAACACUUUUGUUAUGACAAUGUUAUAAACUAUUUACCAACAAUUCUACGGGAAAGAAUGGUCAAAUAUCUCUACAUUAUUUCUCUAUGGACCGCAGGAGAUGUCCUUGAAUUACGUGAUCGUGUGGUAUUCUGAAUCACACAGGAAACAAAGAUGUGGUCUCGUACAGUCAGAGGAAAAGCAGGGUGUCUUUUUGAGGUGGUCUCAGACGUUACCUCUGUAGCGCGUCCCGAAGGAGUACACUUCAACUCCAUGAACCUGAGGAACAUUGUAAAGUGGCAUCCUGGGAAAGACGCACCAAAUGACACCAACUACACAGUGGAAUAUGCAAUCUAUGGUGACCGCAUGGAUGGUGGAGCGAGACGGGUGCGCUGGAGGGUGAAGAAGAAGUGCAGAGACAUCCCUCAGACCUGGUGUGAUCUAUCCAACGAGACAACUGACCUGGAUGAAGUCUACUUUGCUAGAGUCAAGGCUUUGGGCAAAAAUGGAUCCUCCAAAUGGACACUCACAGAAAAGAGUUUCGAACCCAAAGCUGACACAACCUUUGGACCUCCACUUGUCAAACUUGUGGUGAAAGAGAAUAGUGUUACCGUUAAGCUGAAGGGUCCAAUGAGAUGGAAGACUGGGAAUAUGACAAAAGAGUACUCCUUGUUGAAAUUCUACCCUCAGAUGACUUACAACCUGUCUGUGUACGACAACACAAGCAACAAAACGCAACACUUCACUGUGGAAAACAGAUCCUUUGAAUAUAGGCUGCUUGCCUUUGAAACCCAGUAUUGUUUCUCUGCUAAGGCCCAGGUCCUAUCACUUCUUUUUGCUUGUCAUGCAUCUGAAUGGCAGUGCCUAACAACCUCAAAGGAUCCCUUUUAUGGCCAGCUGCUACUGAUGUUGCUGGGAGCCGUUGUCCCAUCAGUCAUCUGCCUCUUCAUGCUGAUCCUGGUCGGAUGCCUUGUCUACCACUUUGUCUGUGGUAAUAAACAGAAACGCCCCCCUUUCCUGGAAAUAUCGGACAUUCCGAACCCACCGCGGACCUUCUGUCCUGAGCAAGCUGUGACAGUGAACUUGGUACUGGUCAACAUGGCCAAGCCCAUGGAGAUGAUGCCCAUAAAUCCCAACACUAUCCUUGCCCUCAUCCAACAUUCAGAGGGGGAGCCCAUACUACCCUACGCUGCCCAGCAAGCCCCUGGCAGAGAGGAUUGUAAGGAGGGAUCAUGGGAAGAUGACUUCAGGGAGGCCCAACCAGAGCCCCUAGAAUACGGCUUCAUUGGAGCGUCCCCAAAGAUUCCGGAAAUGAGGGAAAGUGAGGCAUCUCGCAGUGAGGAAACCCUGCAGCUGCAUCUCAGCCAGGUCAAUACGCACAUAGCACAGAGAUCUGCACCAUGUUCACAGGGGCCUGUGGAGAAAGGGCUCUUUGGAAUUCCACUGCUGUCUGGUCUAAAGAUGGGGGAGGAGAGCAUGAGUUACAAAGAGCCUGAUCGGGUGGGUCCCUACGCACCGCAGCACUUCUCAGUCAGAGAGACCCCUGAGGUGGACUUUUGGGAAGACAAGGCUGAAGAUCCCCAAAGUUACCCCUCAGAUUACGAGACACAGUCUAACAGGAGGGGUACUCAGCCCCUGCGGCUAUCCCAGGUCAACCUGUACAGAACCCAGAGGCAUACGCUGUUUCCACAGGAGUCUGAGGAAGAGGAUGGAUCUGGCGGUAACUGUGUUGACUGGAGCCCUACAACAGGGAUUCUCCAGAUCCCUCUGCUCUCCAAGCCUAUUCCAGAGGUGGAGAUGAACAGGGAGUUAGAGCAGGUGGAGAUCUUACCCUCUGUGGUGGUGAGGCAGUCAGAGGAGUGUGAGGGUGAGAGUGAUCUGAUUGAACUACAGAACAACUGGAGCCUAGUGAUCAACAUGGAAGAAUAACCUAUUGGGCAUUUACAUUGGGUUUUGGGGGACACACUACUAAAGAGUGGUAUAGCUAUUCAUAAUGGCAAUUUGUUUAUGUUUACCGUAUGUGGAAAAAUUGCCAAAUCAAAUGAAGGAAUUUUUUAAAACUCAUCUGAAACACUUAACUGCUUUAGCACUGUGAUUGUAACUAACAUAUUUUUGAGAGUUUAUUUUUUACUUUGUACUUUAUCCAUACUUUUCUACUUACUUAUUACGAUUUAUAUAUUGCCAGAUAGCUUUUUUUGUGUAGAGCUUCAUACAACAUUUAAUUGAAUGCACAUGCAAUGUCACUUUACCUCAUGAUGAUUAACAACCAGGAAGGAGUGUGGCUGUAAUGGUCUCUAACUAUGUUGCUUUAUAACACACUAAAGCUUUACUGUCCUCCACCUGCAGAGUACAUUAUGUACAAUAUGUACUUCCCUCUGACUAUGAAGACAAAGCUUUUCAGGGAAAUCGUUGGACUGACCUGUCUAUGCAAAUGAAGGAUGCAUUAGUUUUUUCCUCAAAUAUUUUCACACUUCGAUGUCAUACAAUUACCGUUAACCCAUUUGUUCCCACAUUGUUUCUCAGGCACGCCACUAUGCAAUGUUAUACCACUAGUAACCCUAACUUGUAAUCCAGAUUGUUUAAAACAUUUUUUUACUGAAAAGUAUCUUUUUUUAAAAUAGUUUUAUUCUUGGUCACAAUUGUGACCGAUGGGAACAUUCUGUGCUUUGCCUAUAAUAAAAUAAACAAACAAUUAGCUAUU
This is a messenger RNA of Oncorhynchus gorbuscha (pink salmon), 2827 nucleotides long. RefSeq names its product interleukin 20 receptor, alpha (gene il20ra). Lineage: Eukaryota; Metazoa; Chordata; Actinopteri; Salmoniformes; Salmonidae. Gene Ontology annotation, molecular function: protein binding. The transcript is spliced from 8 exons. The coding region runs from base 301 to 2055 and encodes 584 amino acids. The record is from RefSeq and is a predicted model, not a curated record.